CACCAAACGACCGGCGGACCCCGACGCACUUGAAAGUUGUAGUUUCACUCUCUUACCACGACCCUUCCAUUUUCUCAGAUUCUCGUCUUUCCCCUCUUUAUAAGCCCCCUUAUGGCCCUUCCGUUCCCUGCAUUCGCAUUUCUGUGCAUCGCAUUCCACUUUGAAUUCCUUACAUUCUGCUAAGGAUUCUCAUUCGUCCCAUGGCAAUGAAGAAAAUAGUACUAAAAUUGUCCAUUGAGGACGAAAACAGCAAGAAAAAGGCACUCAAACAGGUUGCACGUGUCCAUGGGGUGGAUUCAGUGGCGGUGGACAUGAAGGAGAAGAAGAUCACUGUGAUAGGGGACGUCGAUCCCGUCUGUCUGGCCUCUAAACUCAGGAAAUUCGGCUUUGCAGAUUUGCUGAGCGUGGGUCCUGCGAAAGAGGAGAAGAAGGAAGGCGAGAAAAAAGAGGAGAAGAUGGAGGGCGAAAAAAAAGAGGAGAAGAAACCUCAAGGCGAAGCAAAGAAGGAGAACAAAGCAGAACCUCCAAAAGUUGAAGUUGUGUAUCAUGUGCCCAUCACCUACGAUUACAGACCGUAUGAAUACACUGCUGUGAGAGAGGAAUAUCCUAAUACUUGUGUUAUCUGUUGAGCGAGCUUUUAGACAACGAUCAUUUGUAAAAUAAAGGAGAUUUUAUUUGAAUGCCGAUCCCCGAUCGAGCGUAGGGUAGGACAGAGCCUGAAGUAGGGUUUUAAGUUUGGGGGUAACCUGAAUAUGUAUAGAAAAUCAGAAAUACGAAUGAGACUCUUUAUUUUCCCUUU
Cryptomeria japonica (Japanese cedar) is the source of this 799-nucleotide messenger RNA. Its product is annotated as heavy metal-associated isoprenylated plant protein 39-like. The record is from RefSeq and is a predicted model, not a curated record. The transcript is spliced from 3 exons. NCBI's taxonomy places the organism in Eukaryota, Viridiplantae, Streptophyta, Pinopsida, Cupressales, Cupressaceae. Gene Ontology annotation, molecular function: metal ion binding. Bases 201 to 629 code for a protein of 142 amino acids.